Cyprinus carpio (common carp) is the source of this 7153-nucleotide messenger RNA. Its product is annotated as latent-transforming growth factor beta-binding protein 4-like. The record is from RefSeq and is a predicted model, not a curated record. Gene Ontology annotation, molecular function: transforming growth factor beta binding; calcium ion binding. Lineage: Eukaryota; Metazoa; Chordata; Actinopteri; Cypriniformes; Cyprinidae.
UGAGGCCAUCAGCGAAUCUCAUUGACUUACAUUCAGAGCGAAACCACUUUGGAAAACGCAUCAACUGCAUCAGUUCACCAGGUCGGAAUAACGAUGUCAGAGCUGUGGAGGUUGUCAUUUUGCAUGUCAGGAGUUCUUUUUAUAACCUUCCUCUCCCUGGAGAUCGCAAGCUCCUCAUCAGUCAGUCACCAGAUGCCUCCUGAUCUCAUCCAUCCUCCACAAACCAGGAGCGAAGCACAGAGACACAGACAUCAGAUCAACUCGACACGAACACAGAUAGAUUUGAAAGGACUCAACGUUUGUGGCACCAAGUGCUGUUAUUCAUGGCUGGUCAACCCUAAGACCAAACAAUGCACAAAGCCAAGAUGUCAUCCGCGAUGCCAUAAUAAAGCAGUUUGUCGCCGGCUGAACAUCUGUCAGUGUCGUCCAGGCUUCCACGGCCAUCGCUGUGAACACGCUAAUGUCACGCCAACCAUGAGCACCUGGUUUGAAGCUCAUCCUGGUCCCACGGUACCCUCAACUGCCACCACCUCAACAGUUACCAUGGCAACUCCCGCAUCCACCACCAUCCAUGGCAACAUCUCCACAUCUGCCUUCAGUGAUACUAAUCCAGAUGCAAAAACGUCAUACUCAUUACGCUGGCAGCCACCCAGAUUUAAAGAGGCCCAGUCAGUUCUUUUGAAGGAAGCUCUGUCCAGUAGAACUGGUGGAGAGAAGAUCACAAGCAUUAUAUUGAAAUACAUUGAAUCAGAGCGAAGCAGAUUGGAGUCUUCAUCCUCUGCUCAAGCAACAAAGAUCUCCAGCACCAAAACCUUCCACACUCAGCGUGGCCAGUUCACCCUCAUCUACGUCGCAGCUGUGGCUCAGCUCUCGUCCGGCCAGCAGCAGCGCUCCGCCGUCAUCCGAGGGGGUUCGGAGAGGAUCAAAGUGCUCUUCACCCCCACCAUCUGCAGGCUGCGCUGCACGCAGGGACGCUGCACCAACUACUGCGAGCGCGGAAAUGUCACCACUAUCUACAACAGCGAGGACAGACAGGCAGGACAGACGCCGCCUGGAUCCGGCUUCAGAGUGUUCGUGUGUCCGAUGUUGUGUAAGAACGGAGGAGUGUGCGUACAGAAAGAUCAGUGUCUCUGCCCACCCAACUUCACUGGGAAGUUCUGCCACAUCCCCGUCUCCACCGCCGCCUCCACCAAUGACAUCGAGAACCCGGCGACGAGUGCUGCCGAUUCAUCCAAUCAGCCGAUGACCUCUGAGUACAUACUGCCUCUGCAGACGCCUGAGCUGAUCAACACCAAUGUGUCCCCCAUGGUGAAGGUACGAGUCCAGCACCCUCCAGAGGCCAGUGUGAAGAUCCACCAGGUGCUGAAGGUGGGUUACGGCUCCUCCGUCCACGAGCGCUCGGAAACCGUGACCUGGUCCGCGGGGCUCCUGGGGGCCCGUCCUCACCAGCUGCCGGGAGAGAGAGCCGAGGCGCCACCGCCGCGGAUACAAGCCCAGACCAUACGCGGCGAUUCAGUCUACAGCGAGACGUCCGGCUUCAAAUACUGCUUCAGAGAAGUGCGCAACGGACAGUGCAGUUCUCCGUUACCUGGUCUGAGGAGUCAGGAGGUGUGCUGCCGGGGUGUUGGGAAGGCCUGGGGCAUCAACGAAUGCACGCUCUGUCCCGCCGUCUUAGGAAACACUGUUAAUGGACAGGGAAGCUGCCCGAAAGGCUUCGAGAGGGUCAACGGGACACAGUGUGUGGAUAUUAACGAGUGUUUGCAACCGGGUUUCUGUGAAAACGGGAACUGUGUUAACACCCGAGGGAGCUACAGUUGUGUCUGCAAAGAGGGCUACUUAUUGGACGCCUCUCAUGGGAUCUGCAUCUCGCAGAAGGUGAUUUCGGAGGAGAAGGACCAGUGUUUCCGUAUCUUGAACCAGGGCUCCUGUUCUCUGCCCAUCCUGAAGAACAUCACCAAACAGAUCUGCUGCUGCAGUCGAGUGGGCAAAGCCUGGGGGAAGAAGUGUGAGAUAUGCCCGUACUUCGGCUCAGGUAAGAGACCUUUCAGACAUUCAAAGAAUGUUCUUUUCCUUUUAAACAACUGCAUUGGAAUGAACAUCUUUAAUGCAGAAGUUUGGGCAAAGAGCAGUAAGAAGGCUGGAGGACAGCACAAAGAGAUCUGUCCUGCUGGACCGGGCUACCAUUAUUCCGCUUCGGCUGUCAAGUUUAACCAGAGGGUAGCCGAGAUGCAUGACACCGGCGGGCCGCCCCUGGUCUCCGAAAAUGGCCGCACAUCCACCAAGGACAUAGUAUCCCAACCCGAAAGCUCCAGGACUCACUCUGUAAUCUCACAGUCAACCCGAACCCAACAAGUGCCAUAUUCGCCGACCAACACGCAGACCAUCCGAGUCCAGCAGAGUCCUACAAGACCACAGCAAGCUGACACGGGUUCACAGACCGGUUCAGUAAUCAUUAUAACUCAACCAAAACCAAACCUUUCAACAAGUGGCGGCUCUCAAACCACAAAUGCCAGACCUCAGCAGCCUUCCAGCUUCCGUCCUGGGAGCGCGGCCACCGCAACCAGCCAGCCGGCCAGAGUGAACACACCUGUUGUACGGACGCAAACCAGCCGACCCUGGGUUAACAGACAGCCGGUAUCACCAGUCAGACCUCCUACAAGCCGACCACUUCCAACCAGACAAGAUGGCCGAGUGUGUGAAUCGAGACCUCAGGUGUGUGGUUCGGGUCGCUGUAUUGACCUGCCAGGCGGUCGACACAUGUGUGUGUGUAACACUGGAUAUAUCCUUAACCCUCAGCAGGGCCACUGCCAAGACAUAAACGAGUGUGUGCUGACGCCCCGGCCGUGUUCUGUGGGUCAGUGUGAGAAUACAGCGGGCAGCUUCCGGUGCAUUUGUCCAUCAGGAUACCAGACCAACUCCCAGCAGACCCUGUGUGUCGAUGUGGAUGAGUGCCGUCAGGUGCCCAGUCCCUGUGUUAACGGCCGCUGUGAAAACACACUGGGCAGCUUCAGGUGUUUGUGCAGGACUGGAUACAAGCUACAGGGCAACAGCUGCAUAGACAUAGAUGAGUGUGUGGACCCCCUGCGCUGUCCGGGUCAGGAGUGUGUGAACUCUCAGGGCUCUUACAGGUGUGUCUCCUGUAAGCCUGGCUUUGAUCUGCUCAACGGACAAUGUUCAGAUAUUGAUGAAUGUCGUCGGACGCCGUCACCCUGUCGGGACGGCCGCUGUGAAAACACACCCGGCAGCUACAGAUGCUCGUGUCGAACGGGUUACAGAUUCCAGGCCAACACCUGUGUGGAUGUGAAUGAGUGUGAGGAUCCAUCCCAGUGUCCCGGACAGGAGUGUGUGAACUCUCAGGGAUCGUAUCGCUGUGUGUCAUGCAGGCCUGGAUUUAAUUUUAAAAACGGAGCAUGUUCAGAUAUCGACGAAUGCCGUCAGACGCCGUCUCCUUGCUCUAACGGACUGUGUGAAAACACGCCGGGCAGCUUCAGGUGUGUGUGCAGAACCGGCUACAGACUUCAGGGCGGCUCCUGCAGAGAUGUGAAUGAGUGUGAGGAUCCAUCCCAGUGUCCCGGACAGGAGUGUGUGAACUCUCAGGGAUCGUAUCGCUGUGUUUCAUGCAGGCCUGGAUUUAGCCUUAAAAACAGAGCAUGUUCAGAUAUCGACGAGUGUCGCCAGACUCCUGAUGUGUGUGUUAACGGCCGCUGUGAGAAUAACGUGGGCAGCUACAGCUGUGUGUGUCGCCCUGGAUUCAGACUGGAGAGAAACAUCUGCAAAGAUGUGAACGAGUGUGAGAAUGAGCUUCAGUGUCCAGGAAAAGAGUGUGUGAACUCGCCCUCAAUCCUUCAACCUUCAUCCUGUCAUCCAGCCUCUCAACUUCCUAACGGCCAAUGCCAAGAUGUAGAUGAAUGCAGUCAAAACCCCACGCGCUGCACUAAUGGCCAGUGCAUGAACACUCCCGGCGGCUUCAGGUGUGUGUGUGAUCUGGGCUUCAGUCUACAGGACGGCACAUGCACGGACAUCGAUGAAUGUGCGAGUCCUCACAUGUGUGGGCCGCAGAGCGUGUGUGUGAACACGGACGGCUCGUUCCACUGCGACUGCUCGCCGGGAUACAGAGCGUCCGGACCGCGGCGUCUGUGCCGAGACAUCAACGAGUGUCUGGAAGGAGAUUUCUGCUUCCCGAGCGGAGAGUGUGUGAACACGGACGGAUCGUUUAAGUGUGUUUGCGCGCAGGGCUACAAGAGCACCGCUAACGGGACGUCCUGCCAAGAUGUGGACGAGUGUGUUCAGGAGGGAGUUUGUCAGGACGGCCGCUGCUCCAAUACUGAAGGAUCGUUCCUGUGCCACUGCCAAACCGGCUUCACCACCAACCCAGAGAAAACAAUCUGCCUGGAUGUGAACGAGUGUCUGGACUCCGAGCGACCGGUGUGUGGAUCCCAGCGCUGUGAGAACACCAUCGGCUCGUUCAGCUGCGUGGCGUCCUGCGAGCCCGGAUACCACAUCACCGCCUCCGGAGAGUGUGUGGACAUUAACGAGUGCGCUAACGAGACGGUGUGCGGACAUCACGCCUUCUGCCAGAAUCUGAUCGGCACGUAUCAGUGUCUGUGUGACCGGGGCUACGAGUCCACCGGCGACGGACAGAUGUGUGUGGACAUAAACGAGUGUGAGACGAUGCAGGGUGUGUGUGGCUCCGCACGCUGCUGGAACGUCGAGGGCUCUUUCACGUGUGAGUGUGAGAACGGACAGGAGGAAUUUGACCCGCUCGCAGGCCAGUGUGUGAGCAGAGAGAGAGCAGCUGCAGGUCAGUCGGGGCCGUCUGGUGGAGCCUCCUCUUCCUCAGCUGGCCACGGUUCGUCUGGAUCGACCGGCUCUCUGCCGCAGGCUCGGCCUGGAGAAACCAGAGAGUGUUACUACGGCGUAUCUGAGCCGCACUCCUGCAAGAUGUUGGCGCAAAACACCACGCUGCAGGAGUGCUGCUGUACAGCGGGACAGGGCUGGGGCCUCAUGUGCCAGUAUGACGUCUGUCCCGAGACGGGAACAGCGGAAUUCCAGUCGUUGUGUCCCAGCGGGAGAGGGUACGUCACCACGGAAACGGGAGCGUUCAGCUACAAGGAUGUGGAUGAGUGUAAGCUGUUUGAUCCGGAGGUGUGUAAAGGCGGCGUGUGUGUCAACAACAUUCCCGGCUAUGCCUGUUACUGUCCCAGCGGAUUCUACUACGACACGGAUCUGCUGGAGUGCAUCGAUAAUAAUGAAUGUGAGAGUGAGGAGACCUGCACCGGCGGUCAGUGUGUAAAUACACUGGGAACGUUUUACUGUACAUGUGAGCCUCCUCUAGUGCUGGACGACACACAGCGCAACUGUGUCAAUGCCAGCAGCCUCGCUGAGGAUGAGAACUUAAAUUUCUGUUGGCGUCACGUCACAGCGAGUCUAGUGUGUCAGAGCCCUUUGUUAGGAGCUCAGCUGACCUUCACUGAGUGCUGCUGUUUGUAUGGUGAGGCCUGGGGUCUGCAGUGUGCCCUGUGCCCCCGCAGAGAUGAAGAGGCCUAUGAGGCUCUGUGUAAUGAGUUCGGUCCUCCUCCAUACUCUCCUCGUUACUACGAGCGCUUUGGCGCUGGGCUCCUGCCUGGAAGAGGAGGAUACAGUCCUCCGUACAGCCCCCCAGAGUACCCCGAACCCCUGCCGGGACGCCCCGACUACAUGCCACCUGAUUAUGAUUACUACAGUCCUGUGGGAGCGGGUGGACGCCGGUCAGGGCUGAGAGGCAGAACGCCCGGCUCAUACGGGCUCCCAGACGCCCCCUACAGGCAGCCGGCCACAGGUGGAAGUCGUUACUAUGAGGAGGAUGAUUAUGAAACCGCACCCGGCCCUCCUUUCGGCAUCCCGGAUCCUCAGGCGCGACCCCUGCCGCCCCGGCUUCCACUCAGCUUGGCCCCGCUUCCGGAAAACUCCCCGUACAGCGAGGCCGAGGAGGAGGAGUCAUGGAGAGCCCCGCCCCCAUUCCCAAUGUUUCCCGAGAGACGGGAGGGACCACGACGAGUCCACGAGCGGAGAUACGAAUCGUACGGGAGUCUGAGUUCAGAAGAGUGUGGCAUUGUCCACGGCUGUGAGAACGGCCGCUGUAUCCGCGUGGAGGAAGGUUACACGUGUGACUGUUACGACGGCUAUCAGCUGGACAUCACUAGCAUGACGUGCACAGAUGUGGACGAGUGUGACGAUGAAGACACACUCGACUGCGUGAACGCUCACUGCGUGAACACGGAGGGCUCGUACAGGUGUGUGUGUCUCAGGGGCUUCAUCAUGUCCCGAAGACCCAACCACUGCAUCCCAGCUUGAUUUAGAGACUUUAUGUAAUUAUGUUUUCCUUUUUCCACCACGUUGCUGUAAAUGGUUUAUUUUUUUUUUUACAAUACUUGUGUGUAUAUAUCCAAAGGUCUAAUACUGAAGCUCUACAGAUGACACACACACUGUUGUGCUUUACUUAAAGCCUUUAUGUAUAAUGCAUUAUAAAGGUAUUUGUAACGUGUGUUGUAAUGCAUUGCAUCUUUUCAUAAAUUACUGUAACCAAAUGCAUUCUAAUAUUUGAAGGUUUGUUUGCCAUGCAUUAUCCUCCCGAAAGGUGUGUUCAGUGUAUAGCUAAGUAUUAUAAUGUGUUAUAACUGUGGUUCGUGAGAUGCAUUAUAAGGUGCAUUACAAGACAUUAAAACUACUUUUAUAAUGCAUUAUAUAUAUAUAAAGGCUUUAAGUAAAGCGUUACCAAAAAAUGAUAUAUUAAUGUACUUUUUCAUUGGUUGGACGCAGUCCAGAUGAGCUUGAAUGUAUUAUGAAUAUCCCUGAAACUGCAUAAACUAGAAGUGCUUUUUACUCAGAUUUCAUAUUUAUAUAUUCAUAUCAAUGAAUGCAAUUCCAUGUAUACUAUAUAUAAAUAUAUAUAUUUUUGUCAUAUGUCUGAGAAUUUCACUGCGUUGCUAUUUGAUACUGUAAAAUCUCUUUUCCUGUCUUUCGUGUCACGUAACACAAAAUGCACUGUAUUUGUGGGGGAAAUGCAGUCGUGAACUGCUAUUGUACAUUUUUAAGACUUGUUAGAAAUUUUUACAUGUAUGUUUUUGAUAUCUUCUGUGUUGUUUGGAAAUAUAUUUGCACACGUGCCCACUGA